Messenger RNA from Penicillium coprophilum, 1017 nucleotides. RefSeq names its product quinone oxidoreductase family protein. The record is from RefSeq and is a predicted model, not a curated record. Bases 1 to 1017 code for a protein of 338 amino acids. The transcript is spliced from 3 exons. Gene Ontology annotation, biological process: cellular response to oxidative stress. Gene Ontology annotation, cellular component: cytoplasm. Gene Ontology annotation, molecular function: zinc ion binding; quinone reductase (NADPH) activity. Lineage: Eukaryota; Fungi; Ascomycota; Eurotiomycetes; Eurotiales; Aspergillaceae.
AUGUCGUUACCAACCUUUCAAAGAGCAGUUGUCGUCGACGAGUUAGGCGGCCCGGAGGUCAUGCAAUAUCGUACCGACUAUAUUGUACCAACUCCGAAAGAGGGCGAAGUCCUGGUGAAGAAUCACAUUUCCGGAAUCAACUACAUCGACAUCUACUUCCGCGAGGGCCUCUACCCGUCCCCCAAGCCCGAGGUUCUCGGUCGAGAAGCAGCUGGUAUAAUUGUGGCCAUCGGACCCAACACAGAAACUCAUGGUCUCGAAAUUGGCGAUCGGGUCAUUUGGCUAGGAACUGCCGGCUAUUCUGAGUACACAGCAGUUGCUGUUGCUAAGACUAUGAAGCUACCGUCUGGAAUUUCCGAUGAGCAGGCUACUGCCUCUUUCCUCAGUGGACUCACAUGUCUGGCUCUCUCACAUGAGACGUACAAGGUCAAUCCAGGAGACUGGGCUUUGAUUCAUGCUGCGGCUGGCGGUGUAGGAUUCAUCAUGACUCAGAUUCUUAAGAGAAUCGGUGCGAAGGUCAUCGGUACCACUGGUGGUCCUGAAAAGGUUGCCCUGGUGAAGAGUCUAGGUGCGGACCAUGUUAUUGACUACCGGAGUCCUGAGGGUAAAUAUUGGCCUGAGAUUGUCAAUAGCAUCACAGAAGGUCAGGGAGUCGACGUGGUGUUUGACUCCGUCGGAAAGGACACAUGGGAGGGGAGUCUUGAGGCCGUGAAGAGGAAGGGCACCGUCAUCUGGUUUGGAAACGCAAGUGGUCCUGUUCCACCACUGCCACUGAACCGUCUCUCACCGAAAUGCGUAAAGAUUGCACGACCAACAUUACUUGGAUACAUCCAUACCCGAGAGGAGUUCGAAUCUUACGCCCAGAAACUAUUCGAUCUAAUUCUCCAAGAGAACCUCAAGAUCAAUAUCCACAAGGUGUACUCUCUGGAUAUGGUACAACAAGCCCACAAGGACCUCGAGGGGCGUAAAUCUAUGGGGAAAUUGCUACUUGAUGUGACUGAAGGUUUAGCACUGUGA